UACGUUACAAGUGGACGGUGUAUAUAAAUGCUGGCACAACUCUGGGUCUUGUGUUUUUAUACAAAACGAAGUGACUAUGGGUUUGCCUGUUGGUGUAGUCCUCCUCACGGCUGUCUUGUGUGGUAGUGUCGCUGGGAGUGGAGUUGGGGGAGUGGACACUACAGAAGAUGGCUACUUGCAAGCUGAAACUAAUUACACUAUGGCAGUCGACCUUGACGAGGAUAACUGUUUUGGGAAUUUUAGUGAUUGCCUGAAUAGAAACAGAGACUGGGAUAACCUUAAGCCCUUCACGGAAACGCCCGAGGGACGAGUGGCGUUCGACGACGAUUUCUUUUCGAGGAUAUGCCAAUAUAGCAGCGACCUGAGUGAUUGCAUUGGUGAGAUGGAACCAUCAUGUCAUUCACAAUUUCCCCGAACUUUCACCAGGUUUAAAACGGUCUCACCAAUUUUGUGUCGACACAAGGAAGCCUUGGCUACACUGGUCAGCUGUAUGAAUGAAAAAGAAUUCCAAGAAGCGUUUCAGUUAGUAGCUCAAUACCAGGACCCACAAUCAGAUGAAUGCGGUGCCGUCAGGGACAAACUAUCACGCGCUCUGUUGAUAGUCAAAGACAGAUGUGAUGCACGUGGAUAUGCAAAUCUAAUUGCAGUUUUGAGGGAACUUGGUGAAGAUGUUAUUGUCAUCGCCGAUUCUACUUUGAAUUUGAAAACCGCUUUGUCCUGCACCAUUGACAUCGAUGCUCUUAUUCGAAACAAAACGAAGCGGUCUUGGUUCCAACCACUAGUCGGAGCUUGAACUUGGAUAUAACAAUGAUUAAUAAUGUCAUGCAAGCACAGGUUCAUGAUUUUAUCAAUAAAGUUUUUAAAACGCAAA
Ostrea edulis (European flat oyster) is the source of this 871-nucleotide messenger RNA. RefSeq lists its product as uncharacterized. The coding region runs from base 77 to 793 and encodes 238 amino acids. The record is from RefSeq and is a predicted model, not a curated record. The transcript is spliced from 5 exons. Lineage: Eukaryota; Metazoa; Mollusca; Bivalvia; Ostreida; Ostreidae.